Oryza brachyantha (malo sina) is the source of this 1663-nucleotide messenger RNA. RefSeq names its product ATP-citrate synthase alpha chain protein 3. The transcript has 11 exons. The record is from RefSeq and is a predicted model, not a curated record. Gene Ontology annotation, molecular function: succinate-CoA ligase (ADP-forming) activity. Bases 107 to 1378 code for a protein of 423 amino acids. Lineage: Eukaryota; Viridiplantae; Streptophyta; Magnoliopsida; Poales; Poaceae. Gene Ontology annotation, cellular component: cytosol; succinate-CoA ligase complex. Gene Ontology annotation, biological process: tricarboxylic acid cycle; succinyl-CoA metabolic process.
ACGUCAGCGCGCACGCGGCCCAAGGCGAUACACACUUCGGUCGGAAAGAGGAGGAAGAGGAGCAGAGGUUCUAGAAGCUUCUUCGUCGGAGGCGGAGGCGGCUGCCAUGGCGCGGAAGAAGAUCCGGGAGUACGACUCCAAGCGCCUCCUCAGGGAGCACCUCAAGCGCCUCGCCGGAAUCGACCUCCAGAUCCUCUCCGCCCAGGUCACAGAAUCAACAGAUUUCACAGAGCUCGUCAACCAGGAGCCAUGGCUUUCGUCUAUGAAGUUGGUUGUGAAACCUGACAUGCUGUUUGGUAAACGUGGGAAGAGUGGCCUUGUGGCACUCAACCUAGAUCUUGCUCAGGUUCGCCAAUUUGUCAAGGAGCGGCUGGGAGUUGAGGUCGAGAUGGGCGGCUGCAAGGCUCCUAUCACAACAUUCAUCGUUGAGCCAUUUGUUCCCCAUGAUCAAGAAUAUUAUCUUUCAAUUGUAUCUGAGAGGCUUGGCUCCACAAUUAGCUUCUCAGAGUGUGGAGGUAUUGAGAUUGAGGAGAACUGGGAUAAGGUCAAGACAGUUUUUCUUCCCACAGAGAAGGCAAUGACACCUGAUGCUUGUGCUCCAUUGAUUGCCACCCUACCAUUGGAGGUUCGCACAAAAAUAGGUGAUUUCAUUAGAGGCGUGUACUCUGUUUUCCAAGACCUGGAUUUCUCAUUCCUUGAGAUGAAUCCGUUCACCAUGGUGAAUGGGGAACCAUAUCCUCUGGACAUGAGAGGAGAAUUGGAUGACACGGCUGCUUUUAAGAACUUUAAGAAGUGGGGAAACAUUGAGUUCCCUCUGCCUUUCGGAAGAGUCCUCAGCCCCUCUGAGAGCUUUAUCCAUGAAUUGGAUGAGAAGACAAGCUCAUCGCUGAAGUUCACAGUUCUGAAUGCAAAAGGGCGCAUUUGGACAAUGGUUGCAGGUGGUGGUGCUAGUGUCAUAUAUGCUGAUACUGUUGGAGAUUUGGGAUAUGCGUCAGAGCUUGGAAAUUAUGCAGAAUACAGUGGUGCUCCCAACGAGGAGGAGGUUCUGCAGUAUGCUAGAGUGGUUUUGGAUUGUGCCACUGCUAAUCCUGAUGGCCGUAAGAGAGCCCUUCUCAUUGGAGGUGGUAUAGCUAACUUCACCGAUGUUGCUGCUACAUUUAGUGGCAUCAUUCGAGCUUUAAGAGAGAAGGAAUCCAAAUUAAAGGCUGCAAGGAUGAACAUUUAUGUUCGGAGAGGUGGUCCAAAUUACCAAACCGGCCUUGCCAAAAUGCGUACACUAGGUGCAGAGCUUGGUGUCCCAAUUGAGGUGUAUGGACCAGAAGCAACAAUGACUGGAAUCUGCAAGCAAGCCAUCGAUUGCAUCAUGGCCGAAGCAUAAUUCAGACUAUGAUCUGCGCUGUUGCCAGCUUUGCGUCCGUUUUGUUUCAGACAUUGUCAAAGUGAGGUGUUGCAUUUUUCUUUCAGAGUGUGUGUGUAUGUGGAUGUCGUUGGUGUAGAACAAAACGAAGAAAGAUCGUAUUGUUUAGAAUAAACUGCCACUACAAGUCUGUAACGUAAUUACUCAAUAAUGUUAAAUCUUGGUUUAUAUUUCUGGAUCCUCUGUGCUUCGGUACAGUUUAGUUGGCCUGAUCCACCAAACUCAGAAGAGAACCAUUGAUGAAUU